Molecule: messenger RNA, 2445 nt
Organism: Aspergillus mulundensis
Lineage: Eukaryota; Fungi; Ascomycota; Eurotiomycetes; Eurotiales; Aspergillaceae
Product: nitrogen permease regulator 3 family protein
Exons: 2
Coding region: 1-2445 (814 amino acids)
Biological process (GO): cellular response to amino acid starvation; positive regulation of autophagy; negative regulation of TORC1 signaling
Cellular component (GO): GATOR1 complex
Source: RefSeq, a predicted model, not a curated record
AUGUCUUCCAUUGCACGGCCCCCGGAUCCUUGUCUGGUUGCCGUUGUCCUGAUCGCUCGUUCACGUGCUGGUCCUCGUUUCGUGUUCCAUUACCCUCCCAGACCGCUCACCGAUAACGCCCUGCGACCACCCAAAGCAAGACGUACGUCGCGUUCAAGGAGCAGACAAAACUCGAAGGGUAACGAUUCCACUUCCAGUGAUGACAGUCACUCAAGCUCCGACGAAGAUGAAGACGAAGCUCAGAGCCAGAGCCAUAUCCAAAGCAGUCAUAUCCCAGGGAGCAGAAGAUCGAGCAAUUUUGGAAUUGACGACGCCCUCACGGCUGGAGAAAGCCAACGGCCCGGGUCAAUUACUUCAUCCAGAGCUUACUUGAGGAAACGCGGUGCAAACUCAGAUGUCGAGAACGAUUCCGGCGCCGGUUCGGACAGGCAAGAGGACGGAGCGAGGGAAACGGACGGUCCAAACCGCGUCCCCUGGGAAUCAAUACUAGGUCUCCCAACGGACGUAUGGGAGAAGCUGCUGAGUCCCUCGCGUUCAUGGCACAAAAGACGCUUUGAGCUCGGAAUCAAUGAUUUGGCGUUCGUUGGUUGGCCGGUAUUCCUUCGCGAGGAUGGGAAUUGGAGAAAGCAAAGACGGAAAAAGAAGAAGAAGCAGCGCGCUGAAUGGGAAGGGGCGGAGCUCGGGCAUAAUGACGCGGCAGAAGACUCUCAGGACGACGGUGACGAGGGAAUUGUAGCAUCGACCGAGACCCUGAGUCCAUACUCGGCGCUUCAUCCCCCAGCUCAACGUUCCUCCGCACAUAACAAUCGAUCUUCAAAAGUGGCAAGCGACUUAUUGGAUGCGGAUGACAAGGAUACGAUGACCAUGUUCAAUGUCGUCUUCGUUCUAGACCCACCUUUAUUGGAAUAUUCGAUGCGUGUCCGGGAGAUAUACGAUAACAUCAUCAAGAAGUUUACCAAGGCUCUGAAAUGGGAACAGUCUCGGACAAACUACGUCUGGAGGGAGUCACAACACAUCUUGAACAUCAAAGAUAAGGCAAAAGAGAAGAGUACUAUAGCACAACAGCGGAAUUUGCAACCAAAACUAAUGAGUUCAUCCCUUGCGAGAGCGAUCUGCACUUUGUAUACCAGCAUAUCAGCUUCGAAGAUUGCAUCUGUCACCUUGAGCCCCGACGUUUCCAUAUCUCUCCAGAUAUCCCCACUAACCUCAACGCCGUAUCUUCCUGGACAGACCGACCAAGCAUACCCGGGGCUCUGGCUUACGACGGCGGAUAGUAUAAGCCCCGCGGAUGACCCAAUGACGGAUGACAACAGCGCUCCUCAUCAAGUAUUGGCCAAACACUUCGCUCUGCUACUGCUCGAUAAUGAGGCAACCAUUAUAAAAGAUGUGGAAGCGGCUGGGGGAGCAUUAGCUCCACCACUUGUUCAUUAUAUCCGCUGCUCUAGUCCAACAAAGUCCUUUGUGCAAAUCUCGCAAAUCUCCGGCAUACCUCUUCCCACGAUUCAGUUUUUGGCCAGUCAUCUGGUUUACUGGCGAAGGGCUCGCGCAAUUCCUCCCCUCCACCAGCGGGAUACUUACAUUGUGUCUCCGAACUGCGAUCUUAGCAAGUUAGAAGUCGCGUCGGCCGCUUAUAAUCUGGCGUUUCCGACACUUCCCAGCCUACCGAAGAUGUUAUCAGCUUUGAGUGGAACACCGCGGCCUUAUGGGAACUUUAUUCCGAGUAAGGACCACAAAGCAACGUAUUUCUCUAUAUUGGCAUGGCUGCUGCGAGGUGGUUGGGUCACUCAGCUUCGAUCUUUCGCCCGAGUGAAAGUAUCACCCGAAAUCAAAAUGGCCGUUGAAUUGGCCAUUCGACGCGAGGAGGUAGACAAAUACUUGACCAAAGGUAAACCCUCAAUGACUAUAUCAGACAGCGAGAAGCCUAUUGAAGAUGAAGGCGCGGGCAGUGACAUAGAUGAUGGCUCAUCGUCUUCGUCAUCUUCGCUUGCAAGCCAUGGGAGCGGGGACGAAACACCCAUGCCAAACCGCUUCAAAGCGGACACUGUCCUCAAUCUGUCUCAUUCCCUGCUCGAUCAAAAUGCAUCCCUGACAACAUCUUCUCUAAUACUUCUGCCUCACAAAGUCUCGCCGCUGGAAUCUCGAUGGUUGGACGAGAUUGUCGCACGAUUUCAUGAAAAUACCAGAGACUUUGUUGGCACUGGAAGUCCUGGUGUAGCCGAGGGCGAUUCUGCCAGUCCGGGUGCUGCGAAUUCACUAAAAAGCGUCUGGCCAACCUACGUUAAGUACUUUAACGGUUAUGACGCUUUAGAGAAGAUCCCUGUCCGUGAGGGGCUGAAGCGCAAGUUGGUGUCCCAAAUACUCAUGCGCCUAGGGCUUGUCACCGGGCAGUCAUCCGUCGAUUUCGAUCCCAAGGAACAAAUCUUGGUUUCGUUCAGACAUUGGUAG